This is a messenger RNA of Ricinus communis (castor bean), 2565 nucleotides long. Its product is annotated as protein NRT1/ PTR FAMILY 4.6. Gene Ontology annotation, cellular component: membrane. Gene Ontology annotation, biological process: transmembrane transport. The record is from RefSeq and is a predicted model, not a curated record. Lineage: Eukaryota; Viridiplantae; Streptophyta; Magnoliopsida; Malpighiales; Euphorbiaceae. The transcript is spliced from 3 exons. Gene Ontology annotation, molecular function: transmembrane transporter activity. The coding region runs from base 816 to 2237 and encodes 473 amino acids.
CCAUCAAAAUCCGCCAAUAAUGUCACGAAUUUCAUGGGAACAGCUUUCCUUUUAGCACUUCUUGGUGGUUUUCUUUCUGAUGCUUUUUUCACUACUUAUCGCAUCUACUUGAUAAGUGCUGCCAUCGAAUUUCUGAAUAGCAAGUUCUAAGAGGAAGAAAAAGAAGUAAAGUAAAGGUAUUGGGCAUGUCCACUGAACCAUGAACAGAGAGAAUGAAACCCCUUUUACAAGUAUAAUAAGUCGCAAAGAAUCUCACGUAACAGGACUUACUUUAAAACUAUAUUUUUGGAGGACUACGUUUCACUUGGUAGCCAGCCAACAAUAUUUUUGCAUGCGACAUUUCCUGUCCAAUAGUCCCUUUCUAUGGUUAUAUCAGUCCAAGAGCUAAGGUGGGGAUCAACACGUGGUCAGGGGACCCUACAUAUUGGCUUAUUUUAGCUAACUGUUGGAAUUUGUUGCAGUGUUUCUAUCUCAUAAGAUGUUGCUCUUUUUAGGCCAUGAAAAUGUAUUAUUCAUUAUCAUCAUGGAUGUUGAAUGGUCAAAUGUGAAAGGAACAUUAAAUGGGUUGGGCUACCUGAAACACUUUAGUCUACAUCUUCGUUUGAGAUGGGCUCCUCUGGAAUUUUGAGGCUACAAGCCUCUGUUUGAAAUUUGAGUUUUCAGGUCAAGUUAGGUUUAAUGCCCUAAAAGGAUAUCCUUGCAAUUUACAAAGGCCAGAUCUGACUACUUACUACUUAUCAUGCCUAUUCCCCUGAUUUUCACCUCAUAUCAGCAAAGUAUGAUUUGCAACUAAUAUAGCAAAGCUUAAAUUUUGAAUGCAACAGGGCUUGGUGAUACUCACAGUGCAAGCCAGGUCACCUUCACUAAAGCCACCAGAAUGUGAUUCCGGCAACCCCAACAUUUCAUGCCAAGAAGUAGAUGGUUCAAAAGCUGCAAUGCUGUUUAUAGGCCUGUAUCUAGUGGCACUUGGUGUUGGAGGGAUAAAAGGCUCGCUACCGGCACAUGGGGCAGAGCAGUUUGAUGAAAGCUCACCACAAGGAAGGAAGCAAAGAUCAACCUUCUUCAAUUACUUUGUCUUCUGCCUAUCUUGUGGAGGCCUAAUUGCAGUCACUUUUGUUGUUUGGAUUGAAGACAACAAAGGGUGGGAAUGGGGCUUUGGCAUCUCUACUAUUGCAAUUUUUUUGUCCAUCCCUAUCUUCCUUUUUGGCACACCUACUUACAGGAAUAAAAUACCUUCUGGAAGUUCUCUUACUACCAUUCUCAAGGUUUUAGUUGCCGCUGCAAUUAACACUUGUACAAGCAGAAGUCCAAGCAAUGCGGUAGCAAACUUAAUAACAAAUCCUUCCAUUGUAAACGCAACUAGCGAAGGAACAAAAGAAAAAUCCAAGGAAAUGGCAUCCACCGAAACUGCAACGAAAGCCUUUAGCUGCCUCAACAGAGCAGUGGUGAAAAUCCCAGUUCACUCUGCAUUGGAAUGCACAGUAAAACAAGUGGAAGAAGUGAAGAUAGUGUUAAAAAUCCUCCCAAUAUUUGCUUGCACCAUAAUGCUGAAUUGCUGCCUAGCUCAGCUCUCAACAUUCUCAGUACAACAAGCUGCCACAAUGAACACCAAGCUAGGUUCUCUGAAAGUACCCCCAGCUUCACUUCCUAUUUUUCCUGUAGUCUUCAUCAUGAUCCUAGCACCAAUUUAUGAUCAUUUCAUAAUUCCAUUCGCUAGAAAAGUGACUAAAUCAGAAAUGGGCAUCACUCAUCUGCAGAGGAUAGGCGUUGGUUUAGUUCUUUCUAUAGUAGCAAUGGCAACUGCUGCUCUAGUUGAAAUCAAGCGAAAAAGAGUCGCUACGAGUUCAGGACUACUGGACUCAGAAGAACCAUUGCCCAUCACAUUCCUUUGGAUAGCAUUUCAGUACUUAUUCUUGGGAUCAGCAGAUCUUUUCACAUUGGCAGGACUAUUGGAAUUUUUCUUCACAGAGGCGCCAAGUAGCAUGAGAUCAUUAGCUACUUCUCUUUCUUGGGCGUCCUUAGCAAUGGGGUACUAUUUAAGCUCAGUGGUUGUAUCGAUCGUUAACACUAUUACAGGCAACUACAAGCACCAUCCAUGGCUCUCUGGCAGCAACAUAAAUCACUAUCAACUGGAAAGAUUCUACUGGCUGAUGUGUGUUCUAAGUGCAGUAAAUUUCUUGCAUUACCUUUUCUGGACAAACUGGUAUAAAUAUAGAUCAACAAGAGCUACUAACUAGCAAAUCAAACUUAUGGAUAAUAUUAUAUAUACACACACAUAGAUAUAGAUGGCAUGGAAUGGAAUGGCCUGUGUACACCACUUGACUUGAUUGGGUUAAGCAACUGAGCAAGACAAAGCACCUUCCCCCCCUGGCUGUGUAUAUAAAAUACAUGAGACCAGUUGGUGGACUUUACUGCCAGCCAUUGUAUAGGAGAUAUCAGAUGCUUAAAACAAGUGCUAGUCAAAGGAAUGAAUUAGAGAAGUUAAUGUUUUAGUGAUCAAUAUUUCUGUUGUACUAGAGAGAAAGCAGCUACUUUGAUUUUGUUCAAAAAGAAAAUUUUGAGAAU